Messenger RNA from Periophthalmus magnuspinnatus, 6358 nucleotides. RefSeq names its product NACHT, LRR and PYD domains-containing protein 4-like. Gene Ontology annotation, molecular function: protein binding. The transcript has 10 exons. The coding region runs from base 2677 to 6012 and encodes 1111 amino acids. The record is from RefSeq and is a predicted model, not a curated record. Lineage: Eukaryota; Metazoa; Chordata; Actinopteri; Gobiiformes; Gobiidae.
GGACUUCGCAGCUUCAGCUACGCACUUUUCUUUGAGACACUUUGGCUCUUUGGAUCUGCUCAGGUUUGAUUCUAUUUACCACUGUGUUUAGUCUUGGUUUAGUCCUGAUUUAGUCUUGGUUUAGUCUUGGUUUAGUUCUGAACCUUAAACCUGGUUUAAUAUUGAUUUAAUUUAAAUCAAAGUUAGUCCUGGUUUAUUUCCUGGUUAUAGAGCUUGUUCUUGAAUAGACAUAAAUGUGGUUUUCAGUGGUUUUAAAAUACUUUAAUUUGACACAUAUUUAUAAAGAUUUGCUUAAAACAUUUUCUGAGAGUGUAUUGAACUUUCUUUGGUUUGGGUCAUGUCUUUUGGUUCAUUCUGCGGCUUUAUCAUUUAAUAUUUCAUUAUAUUUUAAGUGUUUUUUUUUAUUUUAUUUCUGCUAAAUCAAGUUGUGACAUCUUAAAAUAUUUUCCAGAUUUACAUGUUUAUAUAAAGUUCCAAAAUAUAUAGUUUAAUUUCUGGAUAGAAACGAGAAUCAACAGCAGUAACUCGUUCUUUAACAUUGUGUACUUGUGUGAGUGUGCUGGAUCCAGUGUUGUUUGCAGGUGUAUAUGUUUGAGUAAAAGGAUUUCUGGGUGAAUAAAUUGGCGGACCAUCCGGCCCCGUCCUACUAUCACACAUAUUCUUGUUUUCCCACUUGGGACCUUCCCAUUUACUCCCUUUCUCACAUUCAUUCUUUAUCUCAGUGUUGGCAUGUGCUGCCUGUUUGCAAAUUUUCUUACGAUCACGCCUUUCUGCCUCAUUCAUCCACUCAGACAUUUCUCCUGAUCAUUUAUCAUUCGUAAUUUUGCAGUAGGAACUCUCUUAGCCUGCAUUAGUUUCUCUCUUUCCUUUUCAAAACUUGCUUUAAGUUUAUUCAGUUGGUUCAAGAUAAAAGACCCACUCUCAGGAAACCCAUGUUCUUUUGACCAAAUAUGCAAAUAAUCAAGACAACCUUGACCAUACUUGCUGCGCAUGGCUGCAGUGACUGCAGACUCUGGGGUCCGCUGAGCCUCGCUCCUGGAUUGGUUCUUUCCCAUUUUCUCUAAAAUGGUCAGCGCGCUGAAUACCAACCUCUACGCGUCCGUAGGGUGAAUUUUUUACUAGACGUUAUUUUCGUCUCCUCUCCGUAUUCAUAAAUACCCACGUUACUGCGACAAUUUCAGCCCAGAACACACAAUUUAGGAAUACAGUAGGCUUUGCUCAACCCUCCUAUUGACAAGUCCUCAUUCAUGCGAGGCGCAUCAAGGACUAAAUUUAUUAGAAUAAAUGUCGUCCGACGUCUUCUACCUUCAGAAUGACAGAAUUGAACCAAUACGGUGAGCCUUCAAUCCCAGCCAGCGCUCACAAUAACAGCUAGAUACCAGAGUGGAGCUCACACCAGGACACAGCAAGUAAUGGCAAGGUUUUUCAAUUUAAAGUGUUAGUAUUAGUGUUUCAGUAUCUUAGUUUCCCCCUUUUUUUUUUUUUUUUUUUUUCCUUUUCCCCCAAGCGAGACAGCCCCCUUGAAACAAGACAACUCACCACAACUUCUAGUAGCUCAGAUUCGAGGCCUUAGCGCCGGCGUUUUCCAGCGAGAGCGAUGCAGCCCUCUCACUCAAAGACAGAGAUGAGGCAGGAAGGGAGUGCCCUCCCCGAGUGGCCAGCCGCUGGAUCACUGUCGCAGAAAAAAGAACCGGACGAAAGGGCAUGCCGACAACGCCAAAUUGUUGUGGAAUUUCUAAUAGUUAAAAAGUCUUAAAGAUAUAAAAAUAAACAGAGAAGUUGUCUUGAAUCAAAGGUCUGAUUUAUUGAAUCAAUUGUGCACAAUUGUCAAAGAGCUGUGUCCCUAACGGUGUCGUCUCACCCUCAGCUGACAAAUGUAAAUAAUACAGAGUAUUUAUACCACCAAAACAAUCUUGCCAGUUUGGUCUAAUCGAAGUGGCUUUGACGCCAGACACAAAAGGACAUAACAACAUAACAGAUAGUAUUAUGAAGGUUAGGUCAAAAUGAUCCAUAAUAAUACAAAUAAAGAUUUAUGCUAAAGAAAGACAUAACAAUAGUAAUUGAACACAUGGCAGGAAUGUCAUGUGACAACUUCCACAGUGCAGCACUGAUGUGUUCUGUGAGCAUGUUCCUUUUAUCCCAUCAGAAGAACCACUGGAGACCAGAGAGUAGAAUCACACAAGGUUUAUUCCCUAUACAUCUAAUCUAAUACAAGUCCGGCGCGUACUGUCCCUAGUAUGUGCACGGAGAUCUCAGGGGCGGUCCCGUUUUGAUCUGAGUGCCUGACCCUGAACGCCACAUUUAAACAUAAAUCAUGAAUAUUCAGUAGCUGGGUGUGGACAUCUUCUUCUUCCUUCUGGUCUCGCUGGUGUGACCAAAUUUGGAGUUGUUGCUCACCACUCAUCCUGUUGAUUCACCUCAGCAUUUUCUGUAACAGCUUAAUCUGAGAGACCAGGCUACACAAUCUAUGUUCACAGGCAAGAAUGGAGUGUGUUUGAGCAGUGUGCAAGUCCUAAACCUCCUUGAAUCUAAUCUCAAAUAUUAUGAGCAAUGAUGUUUACAUCCUUCAGUUCCUGAUGUGAAACCAAAACCAUUCAUCUGUGGCUCCACAAGUACAAUAACACAUUUACACAGAAAAAACACAACAUAAACUCUAAUGAGCUGUGUUGCAAGUAUAUGUUGGAUUUUAGAGUGGACUUUUUGCAGUGGCUUCAUGCGUCGGCUCCUCCUGAGGGUCUGAGAUCACAUGAACCUGGACUGAGCAUGGAUCAGAGAGAGACCAGAGAGGACGGAGCCCCUCCCUCUAAAAAAGCUCACAGACCUGCUCCUGGGGCCAGGGCCGUCUCAUUCAAGAGUGAUGACUCUAAAGGACUAGGGGUUAAUUUUAAAAGAGAACAUGGUCCAGAGAUCCACCAGAAACAUCCUCCAUCUGAACCUGGUCCCAUCUGUGAGUCCCUCAGGAGUGACUGGUCUAUGGCACAUCCUAUUGCCUUUGCCACAGAGUCAGUGGAGCAGCAGGGUCCAGAGGUCUCCAGUGGUCAGCACCAUCAGACACAGCUGGACUCCAUAUUUAAGCUUCUGGAGGAGGACAUCUUCACUUUUGUCCAGAAGGAGCUGAAGAAGCUCCGCAAGGUUCUGAGUACAGAUUACCCAGAAUGCUUAGAGCCUAUGAAAGAUAAGGAUGAAGAGCAAAGGAGCAACAGUGAGGCUGUUCUGAAGAUCACACUGAACUUCCUGAGGAGGAUGAAGCAGAAGGAGCUGGCUGAGCGUCUGAGGAGCAGGACUUAUUCUGGAGUUUGUCGGCGUAAACUGAAGUCUAACCUGCAGCAGAAGUUUGAGUGUGUGUUUGAGGGCAUCGCUAAAGCAGGAAACCCCACCCUUCUGAAUCAGAUCUACACAGAGCUCUACAUCACAGAGGGAGGGUCUUCAGAGGUCAACCAGGAACAUGAGGUCAGACACAUGGAAACAGCCUCCAGGAAACCAGACCCAACAGAAGCAGCCAUCACAUGUGAAGACAUGUUUAAAGGCCCAGCUCACACACAUGGACCAAUCAGAACAGUGCUGACAAAGGGAGUGGCUGGCAUCGGGAAAACAGUGCUCACUCAGAAGUUCAGUCUGGACUGGGCUGAAGGCAAAGCCAACCAGGACAUACAGCUGCUGUUCCCGUUCACUUUCAGAGCACUCAAUGUGCUGAAGGAGAGAAGCUUCAGCUUGGUGACACUUGUUCAUCACUUCUUUAGUCAAACACAAGCAGAACUCUGCAGCUUUGAACACCUCCAGGUGCUCUUCAUCUUUGACGGUCUGGACGAGUGCAGACUUCCUCUGGACUUCACCAAAACCAAGGCCCUGACCGACCCCACAGAGUCCACCUCACUGCACGUGCUGCUGGUAAACCUCAUCAGGGGGAGCCUGCUUCCCUCCGCUCGCCUCUGGAUAACCACACGACCCGCGGCAGCCAAUCAGAUCCCUGCUGAGUGUGUCUCCAUGGUGACAGAGGUCAGAGGGUUCACUGACCCACAGAAGGAGCAGUACUUCAGGAAGAGGUUCAGACAAAAAGCCAAUACGAUCAUCUCCCACAUCAAGACGUCCAGAAGCCUCCACAUCAUGUGCUACAUGCCAAUCUUCUGCUGGAUCGCUGCCACAGUCCUGGAGCAUGUGUUGAAAGGCAGAAAGAGAAAAAAGCUGCCCAAGACCCUGACUCAGAUGUACAUCCACUUCCUGGUGGUUCAGGCCAAAGUCCAUAACAUCAAGUAUGAAGGAGGAUCUGAGACAGACCCACACUGGAAUCCAGAGACCAGGAAAAUGGUGGAGUCUCUGGGAAAACUGGCCUUUGAGCAGCUGCAGAAAGGAAACCUGAUCUUCUAUGAGAGUGACCUCAGUGAGUGUGGACUGGACGCUGCAGCGGCCUCAGUGUACUCUGGAGUGUUCACACAGGUGUUUAGAGAGGAGCCAGGCCUGUACCAGGACAAGGUCUACUGCUUCAUCCAUCUGAGUGUGCAGGAGUUUCUGGCUGCUCUUCACGUCCAUCAGACCUUCAUCAACACAGGGAUCAUCCUCCUCUCAGAGAAACAAACUUCAUCACAGAAAGCAAUUUUUAGCAGUAAACCAGUCCCAUUAUAUCGGACAGCUGUGGACCAGGCCUUACAGAGUCCAAAUGGACACCUGGACCUGCUUCUCCGCUUCCUCCUUGGUCUUUCACUUUCAACUAAUCAGAGCCUCCUACAAGGUCUAGUGACACAGACUGGAAGUAGCUUUGAGACCAAUUCGGAAAUAGCUGAGUACAUCAAGAAGAUGCUGAAUGAGGAUGUGUCUGCAGAGAGGAGCAUCAACCUGCUCCACUGUCUGAAUGAACUGAAUGAUCGUUCUCUGGUGGAGCAGAUCCAGCAGUACCUGAGAUCAGGAAGUUUGUCUAAAAGUGGACUGUCUCCUGCUCAGUGGUCAGCUCUGGCCUUCAUCUUACUGUCAUCAGAAGAAGACCUGGACCAGUUUGAGCUGAAGAAAUACUGUGCUUCAGAGGAGGCUCUCCUGAGGCUGCUGCCAGUGGUCAAUGCCUCCAACAAAGCUCUACUGAGCAGCUGUAACCUGUCAGAGAGAAGCUGUGAAGCUCUGGCCUCAGUCCUCAGUUCCCAGUCCUCUAGUCUAAGAGUCCUGGAUCUCAGUCUCAAUGACUUGAAGGACUCAGGGCUGGAGAUGUUGUCUGUUGGUCUGAAAAGUCCUCACUGUAAACUGGAACAGCUCAGACUGUCAGGUUGUCUGGUCUCAGAGGAAGGCUGUGCUUCUCUGGCCUCAGCUCUGAGGUCCAACCCCUCCCAUCUGAGAGAACUGGAUCUCAACUACAACUAUCCAGGAGACACAGGAGUAAAGCUCCUGUCUGCUCUACAAGAGAACCCCCACUGCGCACUGGACACUCUCAGACUGGACUAUGCUGGAGCUGUGAGGUUAACACCAGGACUCAGAAAGUAUUUCUGUGAUCUCACUCUGGAUCCAAACACAGCUCACAGAGAACUCAAACUGUCUGACAACAACAAGAAGGUGACACGUGUGACAGAGGAGCAGCCGUAUCCAGAUCAUCAGGACAGAUUUGACUACUGGGCUCAGAUUCUGUGUUCCACUGGUCUGACUGGUCGUUGUUACUGGGAGGUCCAGUGGAGAGGAGACCUUUAUAUAUCAGUGUCUUACAGAGGAAUCAGAAGGAAAGGAGACAGUGAUGACAGUGUGUUUGGAUACAAUGAUCAGUCCUGGAGUCUGUUCUGUUCGAAAGGUGGUUUCUCUGUUUAUCAUAAUAACAAACACACCCGCCUCCCUCAGUCCUGCUCCUCUUCUGGGACAGUCUCAGUGUUUGUGGACUGUCCUGCUGGCUCUCUGUCCUUCUACACAGUCUCCUCUGACCAACUGACCCACCUCCACACCUUCAACACCACAUUCACUCAGCCUCUGCUCCCUGGGUUUAGGCUCUGCUCUCGUGACUCCUCAGUGUCUUUGUGUCCGACAGACUCACCCUCCUCCUUGUAAAAUACAACAGUCAAAUCUGUAGAAAAAAAUUACUUUGCAAAUGUUGAUUUUAUUUUUACUUCAUUUGACAAGAGAUUUAUUUUAUGUUUUAUUCCUCCUCAAAUUGAAACUGGAGACCUCAGCCUCAACCUUUUGUACUGAACAAAUCACUGGUCCAUUAUGAACUUUCCAAAUUCAUAAACAGCCCACCACAUGCAGUAAGUGUACAGUCUGUAUACAGUGGAUAUAAAAAGUCUACACACCCCUAUUCAAAUGCCAGGUUUUUGUCAUGUAAAAUAAUGACAGCAAGACAAAUAAUUUCACAACUUUUUCCACCUUUAAUGUGACCUAUAACCUGUACAAUGCA